ACAGCAUUUUGAGUGGCAGGUUGCUUUGCGCCUUUUUUCGCUCAUCACCAAGACCAGCAACCCGUAGGAUGGACAAGGCUAAGGACGACGGAGGAUAGGCCGUUGAGCCUAGAGUAUAUGGGGCGAAGACCUCCCCAUGACGAAACAAUAGGGUUGGGCUAACUUAUCGUCUAGCGCGUACGAGGUGGAAGCCAUGGCUGAGCAUAGUCCCGACGACGAGCGUUAGUGGCAACAGUGGGAGCUUGGAAGCGCCACGCAUUCGUCUAGUUUCGUUUAUUUAUUUUGGAAGGAGUUAGGUUUUUUUGUUGUCGACGCGCUCGUUAUUGCGCAAUACCCUUCUGCUCUCCGCUCGAUCUAACCAGACACAAAGCUUAAGCCAUUUUUUCCUCCCAUUUCCUAAGCUCCCAUUAGGGUUCCGCGGCGUUUGGAGACUUAAGCUCACUAUCUAAUCUCUACAGUGCAAGAAAGCUGUAUAUCGUUCCUUCUGAGUUUUUGCGCUGCCGUUUCUUGCACAUAUACCGUUGAAAUAGGCUCAUUUCCAAGACUCGCCGGCCCGGGAUAAAUAGCUAGCUGCGAAGAGUACAAUCCCGCUGUAAUCCGGUUACCAAAUACUGCUCGCUGAUUUUCGGAGAGAGAGAGAGCUGAGUUCGCUGUGACUUCCGACACCGGUCGCUCCGGUCAUGAAUAACGGGGGCGGAGCGCUCCCCGGCUCGCCGGAGCCAUGGGUGGAGCGCGAGUUGGAGAAGCGCAUGGGCCAGCUGCUGCCGCUGGUGGAAGAGUCCUUCUCCGUUGCUUCCUCCCUUGCUAAGCAAUUCGUGCAGGACCCAGGUGUCGACGCACUGGUGGACGACGACGACACAGCCUAUGCUGUUGAAGAGCUUGUAGCGGAUCUCGCCUCCAAAGGCAUCCCAGGUGCAGCGGAUCUAGACGACGCUCUGCAGCAGUAUGGGUCGGAGGACAUUGCGGAGUCGGUGGUGGCGUACUUCGACGUGCUCAUGGCGGCUGUGGACGGACACCUGGAGAAGGAGGGCGCAAGUGAGGGAGCGAGUGAGAGAGGGAGUGAGGGGGGGAGAGGAGGAGGGGUAGGAGGAGGAGGAGGAGGAGGAGGAGGAGGAGGAGGAGGAGGAGGAGGAGGAGGAGGAGGAGGAGGAGGAGGAGGAGGAGGAGGAGGAGGAGGAGGAGGGGGGCGGAUGGGAAUGGAUGUGGAUGAUAUGGAUGGGGAGGAGGGGGUGCUGGACGAAGAGGAGGCAGAUAUGAGAGAUGAGGAAGCAGACGAGAUGGGAGGAGUAGGAAUGGGAGGAGUGGGAAGAGGAGUAGGGGGAGUGGGAGGAGUGGGAGGAGGAGGGGAAGGAGGAGAGUCGGAUCAAGGGUCAUUUGAUGAUGCUGAUGAUGAUGACGACGAUGACGAUGAUGAUGACGACAUUCCUUUGGCAGUACCAGGAAGGGAGUACCUAUCCGGCUCAGAAGAGAAUGAGGAGGGAGAGGAGGAGGAGGCGCCAGGUGAUACUGGCAGUGUGAUUAUACACGAUGGUAUCAGCGCUGCAGGCUCGGCCCGGGGCUCCUUCCGAAGCUCGAUUGUCGACUCGGGGUCAUUCCGGGGCUCCGUUGGAGGUUCGGGAAGGAGUGGGGUUGGACCGUACCAGAGCUCAGGUAUGGAAUUCCGGGAACUGGAGGAGGGGGGAGAUGGUCUGGAUGGUAUCGACGAUGAUGAUGACGACGACGAUGACGAGGAUAUCCCGCUUGCCGAAGCUGGAGGUUCGGGGGAGUACGGGUCAGGUUCGGAUAGCGAUGUGGUGCCGAUCGCGCAGCCGGGGAGGGCGCCGGACCUGGAGGGGGGAGGCUUGGACGAUUCCCAAGGAGAGGAGGAGGGUUCGUUUGGGGAGGGGGAUUCUCAGCUAGAGGGUGAUUCCGUAGGUGAGGGUGACUCACAAGGGGAGGGCGAUUCUCAGGGGGAGGGUGAGUCUCAGGACGGCAUGGGGUCGCAGGAAGAGGCUGGUUCUGCUACUCCUGAGAGUGUUUCAGGGUCGGGUGAAGACAUGGGGGAGGAGGAUGAUGAUGAUGAUGAUGAUGAUGACGACGACGAUGACGAUGACAGUGAUGACGAUAUUCCUAUUGCCAUGGUGAACCUGUCAAGUCACAGCAACAACAACAGCUUCGGCAGCACGAGAGGCAGCGGCGGUGCUGGUGUUGCUGCUGGUGCUGGUGCUGGUGCUGGGACUCUUGCUGGUGCUGGUGGCAGCAGCAGCAGCAGCAGCAGCAAGCACGAUCAGCCACACAUUCCAGCUGCAAUCAAGGCUUUAAGGUCUCAGCACUUUGACGUUCCCCACAAGCCGCUUACAGGGUCAGGCGGGAUGGGCAGUCCGAGAGUCGCCGCCCUCAGCCGCCCGGGCGCAGCCGGGUUCAUCCGUCCAAUGCCGCCCACCGCCGGCCGCGUCAACUCCUUCUCCGUCUUUUCCGAGCCGCCCCAAAAGCUGCCGACCAACCGGGUAAACUCGUUCUCUGGACACCGUUUGCAGGGGGAUGGGCCGCCUCUAACCCCUACCCCCCCCCCGCACCCUCACCCGCCCAUGUCGGAACGAGAUAGGCUCCUAGCCGCACGAGUUAACUCCUUCCAAAUGCGAGGGGUUAGCAGUCCCCGCGCUGCUGCUGCUGCUAAUCGAGUCAACUCGUUCUCCCACCCGCCUAGUGGCCUGGCUUCGCCACAAGCUAUGGUCGCAGGGCGGGUGAACUCCUUCAACGUGGACUCGAGGCCGGGGACUGGGGGCAGUGCGGGUGGGUUUGUGUCCUCCCCGCUUGCCAAUCGGGUGAACUCGUUUCAAGGGGUGGGGCUCGGUGUUAGGGGAGGAGGGCUCACCCCACAGUCACCAGGAGGGCUGGGAGGACUGGGAGGCGAGACAGGGGUGGGGCACGGGCGAGGGAAAGACGAAGAGGAGGAGGAGGAGGAGGAGGAGGAGGAGGAGGACGGGGAGGAGGAGGAAGGGAGAGGGAGGGGUAGAAUGUCUGGGAGUGAGAGUUGUAGUGAGGAGGAGAAGGGGAGUGGCAGCAGUGGCAGGAGCGGCAGUGAGAGGGCGGUAGAGGAGGAAGAGGAGGAGGAUGAGGAGGGGAGCAGUGAGGAGAGGAGCGAGGAAGAGGAGGGAGCGAGUGGCGAGGAGGGGAUGGGCGGGAGAGCAAGAGGGAGGUUUGGAGGAGGCGGAGAGAGUGGGAGUGAGAGUGAGGGGGGGAGUCGCAGUGAGAGCCGUAGCAGGAGCGGGAGCGACAGGGGCAGUGGGAGUGAUAGAUCUAGGUCGGAUGACGAGGGUUAUGGUGAUGAAAGAACCGAUUCUGCUCUUGCGGGUGCGGCUGCUGUUGGAGCAGGAGCAGGAGGGGUGGGAGCAGGAUUGGGGAGGGGACGCGGGCGAGGGAUAGGAGGAAGGGGAGUGAUAGGGCGUGCAUUCGUGCACACGGAUAGUGACCCGGGCUUGGACAGAGCCCCAGGGGGGUCCAUGGACAUAGACGACGCCAUGGCUCUGUACGGCCGUGCGCCGACCCUGCCCAUAAUGAGACAAGUCAAUGCCAGCCCAACGCAGCACGCGCCGCCGCCCCUGCCGACCGUCCCCUCACCUGCAGGCAGUGCUGCGGGGGGGGUCAGCAGAGGGGGGUCUACCUUCCCCAGGCCUACCUCCACUGGGUCUGCCUCCCCUGGCUCUGCCGCGGUCUCUCCUGCUGCGGGUGCAGGUGCAGCAGGGGGGGGUGUAUCCAUGUCUCCCAAGCCCUUCCCCCCGACAAGAGACGGCAGGAGAAGCGGAUCCUCGGGGGGGAGCGGAGGGGCGGGGCUGGGAACAGUGGUGGAAGAGGGGGGUGCGAGACAGGUGGGGGGGGAGAGGGCGGAGGAGGAGGGACCGAAACGAGUGAGUGUGGGUGUGGGGGAGGAGGUGCUACUCCCACUGGUGCCGACCCCUCCUGGAGGAGGGGCAAAGAAGAGCCCUUGGGGGAGCUUUGGCCGCCGGAGCUUUAAGAGAAUUAGCAGUAGGCAAGAGGCGGAUACAGAGGCGGAGGAGGAUGGGGGAGGGGGAGGAGGAGGGUCAUUUGGAAGGGAGAGAGGAGGGGUUAUGGGGGUGGUAGGAGCAGGGGUGGUAGCAGGCAUGGGUGCUGUUGCUGCUGCUGCUGUUGCUGCUGUGGGAGAGGGGGGAAAGAGAGUGGAGGUGGAGGAAGAGGGAGCGGAGAAGGGAGAGGUGGGAGGAGGAGAGGUAAUGCCAGCUGCAGCUGUGGUUGAUGAUACAGACAGUAGUGAUGAGGAGGAGGGGAGGAGGGUGGAGGCAGAGGAGGAGGAGCAUGCGGAUGGGAGGAGUGUGAGUGGGGAGGAGAGUGAGGGGUCUGGAGUGGGUGGCAAGCGGAAGCUGGGAGUGAGAUUUGGGCGGCUGCCCGGGUCCCCCGGGCAGUUUGGGGCAGAAGGAAUGGAAGAGGACGUCCGGGGGUCCCCGUCUCGCCGAACCAAGUUGCAGGAUGGUUCGGCGGCCGACCAGUGGCAGCUUCGGAAGCAGGGCCAGUCUGGGCCUGGGGAUACAGGUCUGGUAGCAGGCUUGGCGGCAGGCUCGGCAGCAGGCUCGGAAGCAGGCUUGGGGGAAGCUGCACAUCUGCAGAGCUUCGGAAGCAUUGAUGUGACAAUGAGAGAGGCAGGGAGAGAGGAGGAGGGAUUGAAGGAGGGAAGGGAGGGGAAGGAGGAGGAGGGUGUUGGGGAGGAGAGAGGGGACUCUGGUUCGGAGGCCGAAUCUGAAUCUGGUUCGGAAGGUUUAGGUCCGGUAGAAGGAGCGAAGGGUGAAGAUGGAGCGGAGGGAGGGGAGGGCGGUUUGGCAGGUUUUGCAUUUGAUCGGGAGGAGUCGAGGGGAGAGGAGGAGAGGGAGGGGGGAAGUGAGGGAGCGAGUGAGGAGGGGAGUGAGGGAGGGAGUGUGAUCCACGGUGAGUCUGAAGAAGAGCAUGACUCCAGGUCUGAAGGCUCGGUAAGAGGCCCGGAUCAUCACAGGCGAGGCUCGGGAGACUGGACUGGUUCGGAACAAGGUUCGGCCCGAGGCUCGGAGCGAGGUUCGGGACAGUGGUCCGGUUCAGAAUAUGGGGAGGAGUAUGAUGAGGAGGGAAGGCCGGUCAGCCGGGAUGGUCGUAGGCCUGUGAGCCGAGACGGGAGGCGUGUAAGUUAUGGUGAGGAGGGGAGGCCGAUAAGCCGAGAUGGGAGGAAUGAGGAGUAUGAUGAGGAGGGGAGGCCGAUAAGCCGAGAUGGGAGGCCUGAUAGCAGAGAUGGUAGGUGGAGGAGAGGAGAGGAUAGGUGGGAGGCGGAGGAGUAUAGUGGCAGUGAGAGAGGGAGUGAUGAGGGGAGUGACCAGCGGAAGGAGAGGGCGGAUCAGGAGUGGCGGGAGUGGGCGGCAGACAGAGAGUCAGACGAGGAGCGGAACACGGAGGAUGGGAGGGGGUCAGAGGAUGGGAAAGGGUCAGUGCAGGAGCGAGGCUCAGAGGAGGACGAAAUGGGUGGGGAGCAGGAAAAUGGGUUCAGUGCGGUUGAGAGGCAGGAUGGGAAGGGGGGCGAAGGGAGCAUCAGCAGGAUGAUGCCAGUAUCGUUGGUGGGGCGAAGGGGGUCAGGUCUGGUGGUUGACGUGGGGAAGCCAAAUGAUGUGGAGGAUGAGGAUGAGGAGGAGGGGGAGGAGGUAGGUCACGAGCAUGAUGAUGAUGACCAUAGUGAGCCUCGCGAGCCCGAGGAGUGGUCAGGUUCGGAUAGAGGCUCGGAAAGAGGCUCGGUUGAAGGUUCGGAAGGGCACAGGCUCGGCAGCGACCGUGGUUCGGAGGGUGGUAUGACUCCAGAGCUCACACCCCAGGGCAGCUGGAGGGGCGAUGAGUUGACCCCUGUGGGCAGUUGGAGGGGCGAGGGGGAACUUACCCCGGUUUGGGGGGGCGAAGGGGAAACUACCCCGGUUUGGAGGGGCGAAGGAGAUAUCACCCCUCAAGGCAGUGGGAGCUGGAGAGAAGAGGCGGAGAGGGAGGAGGUUUUGACACCUGAGCUAACGCCCCAGGGCAGCUGGAGGGGGGAGUUUUCAGGGAGUGAGAGAGGGGAGGGGUCAGAGGGGGAGAGAGAGGGGAGGUAUGAAGAGGAGAGGGGGAGUGAGGGGUCGAGGGAUGGGGGCGAGGAGGAGGAGGAGAGGGAGAGGGAGAGGGAGAGGGAGAGGCAGUGGGAAAGUAUGAGGGAUGAGGAGGAAGAGAAGGAGGGGAGUGUGAGGGUUGAGGAUGAGGACAUGAGGGAGAGUGAGGGAGAGCGUGAGGGAGAGAGUGAGGAAGAGGAGAGGGAGAGACAAUGGGCAAAGCUGCAUGCUGGGAGUGAAGAGGGGAGUGAGGGGGCGAGUGAGAGGGGAAGUGAGAGGGGGAGUGUGGGUGAGGUGGAGGAGGGAAGGAUGGAGGAGGAGGAGGAAGGAAUGCGUGAUGGGCUGAAGGGGGGGAAAGGGGAAUUGGAAGAGGACGAGAAUGAGAGGGGAGGGGAGGAAGUGGAAGAGGAGAGGGAGAGGGAGAGUGCGAGUGAGGAGGAGGACGAUGAUGAUGAUGAUGUGGUGGUGGUUGCAGCAGCAGCACUGCCACCGUCAGAGGGAGAGGAUUCUGAUAGGGAUGAAUACCAAGGCUCAGAAGGAGGCUCGGAGGAAAGCUCGGAAGCAGGCAUGGAAGGCUUGAAACCAGGCUUGGAGGAUGGAAGAGGUUCGGAAGGUGAGGGGAGGAUGGAGAGUGACGAAGAAGAGGAGGCGAUGAGAGAACGAGCGGAGGAAGAAGCAGACGAGCAUCGUAUAUGGGAGGAGCAGCAGGCGCAGGAGGGAGGGGAGGGAGGAGAGGAAGGGGAGGAAGGGGAGGAGGACGAAAGCGGGAUGAGGAGUGAUGACGAUGAGCCUAGGGGCGGGGAACAUGGAGGGGAGAGUGAGAACGAGGGCAGUGAGAGUGACGACGAUGUUGUUGUGGCGGCUACCGCUUCCCUGUCUGCAGGCGAACCUUCCGAGGCCUUUUCUGCCAGUGUACUCUCCCAGGCACCUGUUGGGGCCAUGGAGGAUUCAUCUGUGGAGGGUGCUUUCUCGAUGGCACCUGUUGCUGCGAUGGGAGCAUUAGCAGCAGGAGCAGGAGAAAUGGAGGUUGGGGAGGGUGAAGAGGCCGGGUUGUAUUCACCAGCUGACUUUCCCCUGCAAGGCAGUGCACCUUCCGCCUUUAUCAAGUCUGGUCUUAAAGGAGCAGAAGAGGGGGAGCUUGGGGAGCAGGAGGAGGGGCAGGAGGAGGACGAGGAGGAGGAGCAGGAGGGGAGGGGUGAUACGGAGCCUGAGGAAAGAGAGGGGGAGGAGGAGAAGGUAACUUUUGAGUCGACUCAAGAGGAGGGACAUGAGGAGGCCGAAUUGCGUGGCGAGGGGUCUGAGAGGGAGGAGGAAAAGGGGCGUGAGGAGGAGAGUGAGGAGGAGGAGGUAGAUGGUGGAGAUUUGGGUAGGAUGGAGUCUGAUAACGAGCGUGAUGGGGAGGAGAGGAAGGAGGGGGAGAGUGAGGAGGAGGGGGAGAGUGAGGAGGAGGGAGAGAGUGAGGAGGGGGGGGAGAAGGGAUCUUUUGGUGAAUCACCAGGGCUAUCACCAGUGGGUGGAGAGAGUGCGUGGAGGGAGGAGGAACGGGAGAGAGGGGCAUUGUAUGGGGAAGAAGAGGGGGAGGAGGAGGAGGAGGAGAGGGGGGUAGGGAGUGAGGGAGAGAGCGGAGGGGAGGAGAGUGGCACAGAGGAAGAGGGCGGUAGUGUUAAGAUGGGCGGUAGUGUUAAGAUGGGCGGAAGUGUUAAGAUGGGCGGUAGUGAUGGAGAGGAGAGUGAGGGGGAGCAGGGUGAGGGGGGAGUGAGAGAGAGGGGGGAGAGUGAGAGGGGGGAGAGUGAGAGGGGGGAGAGUGAGAGGGGGGAGAGUGAGGUGGGGGAGAGUGAGGGGGAAGAUAGUGAGGAGGAGGUAAGGAGGGAGAGGCGGCACCAGUACCAUCAGAAUCAGAUGGUGGAAGAUGAAGAGGUGGAGGAGGCGGAAGAGGAGGAGGCGGUGGAAGAGGGGGGAGAGGCGAAAGAGGCGUACAAGGAAGGGGAGGGUAGGGAAAUGGAGAGGGGAUCAGACGAGGAGGGUGAAGAGGAGAAGAGUGAGGGAGGUGAGAGUGAGAGUGAGGGGGGUGAGAGUGAGGGGGGUGGGAUGGACUUGGAACAUGAGAGUGAGAGGCUUGGCGUUGUAAGGGUGGAGAGAGGAGAGGGGGAGGAGGGGGAGGAGGGGGAGGAAAUGGGGGAGGGAGAGGAGAGAUAUUUUAGGGAUGAGAGCCUUGAGAGGGAGGGGAGGGCAGGGAGUGAGAGUGAGGACGAGGAACAGAGGGACGAGGAAGGGGAGGAGAAAGAGGAAAAGGAAAUGGAAGCGGACGAGGGAGAGGAGGAGGUUAGGGAAGAGGAGGAGGAGAGGGGCAGGGGCAAGGAGUCAGGCAGUGACAAUGAUGAGGACGAGGAAGAAAAGGUUGCGACUGGACAGGCGGAUCUGGGGGAGGUUUUAUCUGUGGAACAGGAGGAAGGUAGGGAAGAGGAAGGGGAGGCUGGGGAGUCAGCUAGUGACGAUGAGGGGGAGGUGGUAUCUGUGAAAGAGGUGGAAGGGGAGGGUGAUUCGGAAGAAGAGGGGCUUUUGGAAGAGGAGGAGACGCCAGAACGGAUGUCAGAGGGAGGUGCAUCCGGGGAAGGUAGAUCUGAGGAUGGGGAUGAGGAGAAGGCUUGGAGGGGUGAAGGAGAGAGGGGCGAUGGGGAAGAGGAGAGGAGAGAGGAUGGAGGAGGAAGUGAGGGAGGAGAGAGUGAGGGAGGAGAGAGUGAGGAUGUGAUGGAGGGUAUUGAGAGUGAGGGAGGGGAGGAGAGCAGUGAGGGAGAGUGGGAGGGGAGGAGGGAAGAGUGGGAGGAGGAUGAGGAGGGACGGGAGGCUUUGGCCGCUGUUUCGGCAGCUUCGGCAGCAGCAGCUUCGGCAGCAGGAAGACAUGGGGAUGAGGGGGAGGAGGAAAAGGAGGAAGAAGUGGAGGAGGAUGUGAGUUCUUUUGCAGCAGAUGUGGAUCGGUCUGAGGAAGGUGAGAAGGGGGAACAAGAGGAUGAGGAGGCGGAUUCGGAGGAUGAGGACGAGGGUGAGGAAGAGAUCGAGAUGGAGGGAAGGGGACACGAGAGAGUGGAAAUGGAGAGUGAAGGAGAGAGUGUGGAGGGCCACGAGGCAGCUUGUAGUGAGGAUGAGCGAGCAGAUGGUAGGGAGGACGAGAGUGAGGAGGGUGGAGGGAGGAGGAGCGAAGAGGAGGACGAGGGAGAGGAGGAAGGGGGAGAGGAGGAAGAGGGAGAAGAGGGAGAUGAGGGAGAAGAGGACGAGGGAGAGGAGGGUAUUGUUUUCCCUGUGGCGCAUGGGAAGGCAGGGGCAGAGCUGGGAGUCGAUUCCCCUUCGUUUGAGUCGACGCUUAAGUCUGCCCGUUCCCCUCGAAGCUCUAGCUGGAGCCCCCUCUCCCCCCACGCUGCUGCUGCUGCUCCUCACUCGCACCCUUCGCCGCACCUAGGCACUGGUAGCCUAGGCUCUGCUGCUGCUGGUGCUGCCGCUGCUGCUGCUGCUGCUGCUGCUGCUGGUGUGGUUGCUGGUUUGGCUGUUGGUGCUUCUUCUGGUGCUGGUGAUUCUGCUGCUGGUGCUGGUGGCACUGCUGCUGCUGCUGGUGAUGCUGCUGCUGCUGCUGCUGCUGCUGCUGCUGCUGGUGCUAGUCCCAGCAGUUUCACGUUCACCCCACAUAAACCUUCCCCCUUCGUCUCUUUGCCCAUUCCCCCCCGUGCCGGACUGACCCUACUCUCCCCAAGUGCCGCUCUCGCCCUCUCACCCCGCCACCCCCCCUCUCCCCCUCCCCAGCGCCCCCCCCUCCUCACCCCCAUUUCGCCGCGGGCACGAUUGGCUUCGUAUCGAGUGGCAGGGGAAGGGUCGGGGUUUGGUGCGGGGUGGAGUGGGGAGGGAGGAGAGGAGGGGAGGAAGGGCGGGUGGGCUGCUGGAGAGAGGGUGGAGGAGGAGGGUGAGGGAGAGGAGAGAGAGGAGAGAGAGGAGGGAGAGAAGGGAGAGAAUGGAGAGGAGGAAUGGGAGGAGGAUGAGGUGGAAAGGGCGGAAGGGGGAGAGGAGAGGGGGGAGGGAGGAGAGGAAGGAGAGGGGAAAGGAGAGGUGUGGGUUGGGGAUGCAGAGAUGGAAGGUGAGGAGGUGGAAGAGGGGUUGGAAGGGGUACAGGGGAGUAAGAGCGGGAAGGGGGAGAGUGAGAACGAAGAGAGUGAGAGGAUCGAGAGCGAGAGAGACGAGAGUGAGGGAGUGGAGAGUGAAAGAGGGGGGGAUGAGGAGAGUGAGAGAGGUGAGAGUGAAGUGAGCGAGGAAAUGGGUGCGGAAGGCAGAGAAGCAGUGGAGAGAGGGAGAAUGGCCGAGGAGGAAAGUGAGGAGGACGAGGAGCGGAGGGCAGAGGAGGGAGAGGAAGAAGAUGAGAGGGAAGGGGAUGAGAGGGAAGGGGCGCCAGAAGCAACAGCUGGAGUCGUGGCCGAGGGAAGAGUGACUGAUGAAGGUUUAUCGGGUUCUGAUGAAGAUGGGGAGGGAGAGGAGGAGAGGGGCACACGGGGAGAGUACAAGAGGUAUGAGGAGAGUGAGGAAGACGAAGAGGGGGGAGAGGACGGAGUAACGGAGAGGUUUAGAAGGAGAGAGGAGGACAAGGAGGAAGAGGAGGAAGAGGAGGAGGAAGAGGAGGAAGAGGAGGAAGGGGAGGAAAGGGAGGAAAGGGAUGGUGAAUCAGAUUCGCUUUUAUUCCCAGCCCUCACGCCCCAACCAGACACAGGCUCAGCCGAGCCUUCCCCUUACGUCCGGUCUGUCAUGGGCUUCAGGGGAGGUUCGGAAGGGGAAGGAGAGGAGUGGGAGGAGAAGGAAGGGGAGAGGAGAGAGAGGAGGGACUAUGACAGGCAGAGUAGCAGGGAGGAUGAAGAUGAGAGGGAGAAAAGGGAGGAGGUGGGAGAAGAGGAGGAUGAGGAGGAAAGGGAGGGGGAGGAGGAGGAGGAGGAUGAGUAUCGGAGGGAGAGAAGGAAGGGCGUUUUAGAGGAUGAGGAGGAAGAGAAGGAGGAGGAAAGGGAAGUGGAGGAGGAGGAGGAGGAGGAGGACGAUGAGGGGCAGGAUUCAGACAGGCGUUACGAUUCUGAUAGACGUAACGACGACUCCGAAGGGCGUUACGACUCUGACAGACGUAACCGUAACGACUCGGACGGGCGUUACGACUCUGAAGAGCGUUACAGAUCGCAUCGGCGUUACGACUCGGGGCAACGGUACGACUCGGGGCAACGGUACGACUCGGAGGCACAAGGGGAGGAGGAGGAAGAAGAAGACAGGGAUAGGCUCGGCAGAGAUGAGAAAAGGAGAGGAGAUGGGGAAAGGUGUAGAGAUGAGGACAGGAGGGGAGAUGAGGACAGGAGGGGAGAUGAGGACAGGAGGGGAGAUGAGGACAGGAGGGGAGAUGAGGUCAGGAGGGGAGAUGAGGUCAGGAGGGGACGAUCUGGGGAGGAUGGAGAGGACAGCUAUGGUACCGACGAUGACAGGCGUGACACGCGGCGAGAUAGGGAGGAUGCGCGAGACGAUAGCGAAGAUAGCAGGUCCAGUAGGAGGGAUGAUGAGCGACGGUAUGGGAGGGAUGGGAGAGAUGGGAGGGAUGGGAGGGAGGAAGAUGAUGGUGAUAGGUUUGGCAGGAGUGACGGGGAUGAGGAGGAGGAAGAGCAAGUGGGAGAGAGGAGGAGGUAUAGAGAGGAGACAGGCAGCGAGGGGAGUGAGAGAAGGUACAGUGAGGACGGUGAGGAAGGGGAGGAGGGGGAUGACGGUGAGGAAGGGGAGGGGGGUGAGGCGGGUGAAGAAGGAGAGGAAGGGAGGAGGUACAGAGACGACUCGGAAUCCGACCUCUCGCCUCUUGCUGUUGCUGCAAGCACUGCUGUGACAGCUGCUGCUGUUGCAGCAGGCUUGAAGGCUGGUGUGAGGGCUUGUGCGGAGGAGGACACGGCAGGAGAGGAGGAGGAGGAGGAGGAGGAGGGUGAAGGGAGAGAGCGGGGUGAGGAAGAAGAGGAGGACGAAGGCGAGGAGGAGCGGGACAAAGAGGAGGAGAAUGAGGGGGAGGAGGAGGAGGAGGAGGAGGAUGAGGGGGAACAAGGUGAGGAAGGAGCUCGAAAGGAGGUCAGGCGGGAGCGAGAGGGGGAGGAAGAGGCGAGGGAUGGGAGGCGCCCGGCUAUGGAACCAGUACCCGAAGGACAAGAGGUGGAUCUGUCACGCUACUCUGCUGCUGGCGCCGCUGCUGCUGGUGUGAAGGGACUAGGAAAUUACGCGGAAGACAAAGAAGAGGAGGAGGAGGAGGAAGAUGAUGAUAGUGAGGAUGAUGAGGACGAUGAGGAUGUGCCGUUGGCCUUAGCAGCUGACCCGAUCGCAGCAGAAGCGCUGGCGGAGAGGCGGCGGAGGAGAAAGCGGGAGCGGCGGGAGCGGCGGGCGCGGCUGCGGCAGCAAGAGAUCAGCGCUAGGAUCAGUGGGUCAGGGCACGAGAGCGACUCGUCGGCUAUGGAGUGGCGGACGGAGGAGGAGGAGAGGCGGGCAAGGGGAGGUGUGGCCGCAGGGGUGCUGGUGCUCGGAGGGGCGGUGGUGAAACUGACUGGGACGGGGGCAGGGGAGGAGCCUUUGACGGGAGGGGAGGUAGAACUAGAGCAAGAGCCGGAGUCCCCUGCUGUGGUGGUGAAGCCUGGGCCGGGGCUGUUUGAUAUGGGAGGGGAGGGGAUGGGAGCGGGAGGGAUGGCUGGGGCGGUUAAGAGUGGUAGGAAGGGAGAGAAGGGUUUGAGGGAGAGGAGGGGCAGGAAGGGGAGGCCGGUGAGGACGAUGAGUGAUGUGAAGGGGGGAGGGAUGAUGGGAGGAAGCAGACGGAAGGGGACUUGGGAUGGGGCGAGCCCGUUGGGUGCUGGUCCUGGUGCCUGGCGGUUUGGCACCCAAGAGGAGGUGGGUAUGAGAAGUCCCUACAGAAAAGUAGCAGAAGAGGAGGAGGAAGAGGAGGAAGAAGAGGAGGAGGAAGAGGAGGAGGGGAUGGAGACAAUGCAAGCGCUGGGAGGAGGGUACAACGACUUCGACGUAGUCACGGACAUCACAGGUGUGACCGACGCUGAUAGCCAAGUGCCUGUGGCCUCAGCCUACCAUGGCUACCAUGCCCCCCUUGACAACAACGCCCCCCAAGACUACAACGCUGCUACUGCUUUUGAGUCGACUCAAAAGCAUGCCUACCGCGACUCUUAUGCUGCAACUGACAUCACCGGUAUCACGGGGAUUACAGAGGCCACGGACGCUGAUAGUCAAGUGCCUGUGGCGCCUAUACUUGUGUCUGUUGGUGCUGGCGCCGCUGCUGCUGCUGCUUUUCCUGUGAGAGAAGAGGAGGAAGAGGAGGCAGAGGUGGAGGAGGAGGAUGAGGAGGAGGAAGAGGAGGAGGAGGAGGAGGAGGAGGAGGAAGAGGAGGAUGAGGAUGUGCCUGUAGCAGGUGCCAUCCAUUCGCCAUUGCAGCGGGGGAGCUCAGUGAGCAAAAGUGCACUGGAAAUACUACCAGCUGAGGCGCUUCCCCCCAGUGGCAGCACCACCCCGGCCUCCUCCUUUGAUACAGUGGGCUUCGGACGGGUCCCAAUGGGCUUUGGACGCUCGGAGUGUGGGGAGCAGCAGAAGCAGAGGCAGAGGCAGCAGCUACAGCAGCAGCAGCAUGGGGAGGAGAAGGGAAGGGAGGAGGACGAGGACGAGGAGGAGGAUGAGAGAGGGGAGAGAUUGGAAGAGAGACACAAGGUAGAAAGAGGGGGGGGUUCAAGAGAUGAGGAGGAAGAAGAGGAGGAAGAGGAGGAGCAAGAGGAGGAGAAAGAGGAAGAGAAUGAGGAGGCGAAUGAGGAGGAAGGAGAGGAAAGAGAGGAGGGAGUUGGUUAUGGCUCUCCUGUGCACGCUGAUUAUGACACCCCUACGCAUGCUGAUUAUGGUACCCCAGCGCACGUGGCUCGGAGAUUCCCUCGAAUGGAGAGCGAGGGUGGAGCGAGCGACAUCAACGCACCCAUUGCCAUGCCUGCUAGUGUCUCCCCGGUGGGAGAGAAUGCUUGGGGAGCGGAGGGCGAAAGGGACCAGUGGGCAGAGGAUCAAGGAGAGAGUGUGGGUGAGGAAGAUGAGGGGGUGAAUGAGGAAGAGGAGAGGGAGAAUGAAGAAGAGGAGAAGGCGGAGGAGGAGGACGACGAAAAGGAGGGCGAAGGAAAGGAGGCUGGAGAGGAGGACGGAGCGGAGGAAGGGGAGGAGGAAUGGUCAUCGGACGAGGCAGGCGAGGACAGGGACUCGGUCGCGGAAUCAAUGCAGAUUGGGUCAAGCGAGGGAGGAGCCAUCAGAGGGUCCAUGGAGAGAAGGUCAGGGAGGAAGUACCGGAGAACGCUCAGUGAGGCCAGUGAUGCUGAUGCCCCCGUUGCCAUGCCAGUCACAGCAGCAGCAGCAGCGGCGCAGCAUGGGGGAGGGGAGGAUGGGAGCUCGGACAUGGGCGAUGGGGAGUCGGAAAUCGGAGUGCCGAUAGCGAUGCCGAUGGAUCCCACUCCUAGAAGACGAGCGGACGGGACACGAGAUGCUGGUGGUGCUGCUGCUGCUGGUCGCGGUGGUGGGGGCAGGGAGGAGGAUGGAGAGUGGGAGGGGGAGGAGGAUGAGGAGGGAGAGGAUGGGGGGCGGAGGGACGGUCGUUGCAUGGACGAGGAGAGUGAGCUGGACGCGCCUAUUGCCAUGCCGCUAGCCAUGAUGGGAGCAGGGGGGAGCGGCAGCGGGAGGAGCAGCAGCGGCGGUGGCGGUGGUAUGGGGCAUGGUGGUUGGUCGGGCAGUGGAGGCCGGAUGGGGAGUGGUGUUGCUGACGCCAUCAGGGCCGGGGUUAUAGAUAUGGAUGAUGGCAUGAGUGUGCAAUCCAGCGAGCUUGCCGCACCUAUUGCCAUGCCUGUCGACGACAGCUUCGGCAGGACGCCCGAGGCUACGGACGAGGCUCGGCGACGAGCGCCGAACCACGGGUACGCCCCUCCGCUUUCCCGCCACAUGCCCCCUGUUGCUUCCACCACGUCUACCCCGCGCAAGCCUAAGCACCUUCAGAGUCAGAGAUCUCUCAACCAGAACUUCCCAAGCCCACUGCAGCAGCAAAGUCAGCAGCACAGUCAGCAGCAGCAAAGCCAGCAGCACAAUCAGCAGCAGUCGUACCAGCAGCAUUUGAGGGAGCAGCAGCACUUAGAGUCUCCCAGGCAACCACACGCCCACCCUCAUUCCCCAUCCUCCUUUGGCCUCUCCCCUGCCUUUGGUCGACCCAGGGCUCCAGCACAGGUUCGGGCUCUAGCCGCGGAAGGCCGAACCGGAGGACCAGGUUCGGCCCAUUCUUCUCCAAGGGGUGGAGGUCCGGGGUCGAGAGCCUCAUCAGCUGCAGGAUCGCCGAGGGAGAGAGGGAGGAUGGAUGGGGGGCAACGCUCUUCGUCCUUCAGAGGUCCCGCCCGAACAUCAAGCCUGCAUUCGGAAGCAGGAGGGCAGGUUCGGCACAGCCCCGGCAAGGACACGGACGCAGCAGCAGAGGGCGCACAGGUGGCACGAGGCGGGUCCUUAUCCAAUCGCCACGCUGGCAGCCAGGCUGGCAGCCGAGCUGGCAGCUUAGCUGGCAGUCCCAGCAGCAGCGGACGUGGGGGGGGUAAUGGUGUUGAUGGGGUUGGUGUUGGUGGUGGCAGUGGGAGAGUGGCAGCAGGAGCAAGCAGUCUGGGGCCUGGUAGUGCUGCGUCCACCCCAUCUGCAGGUGCUGCUGCUUCACCUGCUGCUGCUGCUUCGACUGCUGCUGCUGGUGCUGGUGCUGCAUCGGGUUCUGUCACACCUCAUUCUGUCACGCCGCUUUCAGUCACACCCACCGGUGCCGGGGCUACUUUUGAUUCUUCCGAGCCUCCGACACCCAUUGCCCAACCUGCUGGGCCUUAUCCCGAACCUCCAACUCCCAUUGCACAGCCUUCCGCACCUUAUGCCGAGCCUCAAACUCCCAUCGCCCAACCUGCCGAGCCUUAUCCCGAACCACCAACCCCUAUUGCCCAACCUGCCGAGCCUUAUCCCGAGCCUCCAACUCCCAUCGCCCAACCCGCUGAACCUUAUGCCGAACCUUCCGAGCCUCCUACGCCAAUCGCCAGACCUGUGUCCCCUCCCAAGCCUGCUCCUGCACCUGCUCCCGAACCUGUUAAAGCCCCUGCCCCUGCUCCCUCUCAGUCCCAAAACCCUGCAAAACCCUCGCAUCAUGCUGCUACAUCCAGUUCUAGUUCCACUGGAAUUUCUGCUACAGCCACUGCUACAGCUGCUGCUGCUUCUACUGCCACAAGUGCUGCUCCCUUGACCCCUGCAAGUGACAGCGACAGUGGGAAACUGUGGGAGGACGAUGCAGCAGGGGCCAAGCGGCUUGCUGCUGCUGCUGGAGCUGGGAAGAAGAAAAAGAAGAAGUCAAAGUGGUUCAUGUGCUUUGGCCCCCCUUCUGCUGUUGAUGACUAGUGUAGGUUGCUCUUGUGUUGCUGUUUUCUCAACUUGCUAUAAUCUCUGAUAUAUCAGCAGCUCAGCCCACUGCUGCUAGCUUUUGUUGGUGCUAUUGGCUCUGCAAUAGGCGUUAGAUCGAUGUUGUACUACUCACGUGUGAGUGCUCAUUGCAUGUAUUCUGUAGCUAGGUGUAAGAAAUCUUACUAACCUAU
This is a messenger RNA of Closterium sp. NIES-67, 16759 nucleotides long. The record is from the annotation of a GenBank genome assembly. NCBI's taxonomy places the organism in Eukaryota, Viridiplantae, Streptophyta, Zygnematophyceae, Desmidiales, Closteriaceae.